GCGCAGAGGGAAAAGGCUGCCAAAGAAAAAGCCGAAAAGACAAAACAAGAAGAAAAAGAGGAAAAAAAAGAAGAAGAAGAAAAGAAGAAAAAGGAAGAAAAUGAGAACCAGAAAAACGAGAGAGCUCGAAACGACAGAGAGCAACAGAGCGCUAGACACAGAAGAAAGAGAGAGCAGAAGAAGAAGACCGGCACAGCCAAAAAAAGACUGCUGGGCGCGCGUGGACCGCGGUCUCUGAG
Messenger RNA from Cladocopium goreaui, 239 nucleotides. The record is from the annotation of a GenBank genome assembly. Lineage: Eukaryota; Dinophyceae; Suessiales; Symbiodiniaceae.